Molecule: messenger RNA, 6751 nt
Organism: Schistocerca serialis cubense
Lineage: Eukaryota; Metazoa; Arthropoda; Insecta; Orthoptera; Acrididae
Gene: Taf1
Product: transcription initiation factor TFIID subunit 1
Exons: 28
Coding region: 130-6024 (1964 amino acids)
Biological process (GO): DNA-templated transcription initiation; RNA polymerase II preinitiation complex assembly; transcription by RNA polymerase II
Cellular component (GO): transcription factor TFIID complex
Molecular function (GO): TBP-class protein binding; RNA polymerase II general transcription initiation factor activity; RNA polymerase II general transcription initiation factor binding
Source: RefSeq, a predicted model, not a curated record
GUCGUAAGGAAGAUUUGUGUACAGGAGGUAGACGAUUGUUUUAAUGACGAUUCUUCUGAAAACUGUAAACCUAUACCUACAAUAUAAUCGUUUAUUUGAAAAGAAGCUCGUGUAAUCAACCAAGUGACAAUGGGUGACAGCGACGACGACAAGUCAGAUCCGGAAAUGCAUCUUACUGGAUUUUUAUUUGGGAAUAUCGACGAAUCUGGACAGCUCGAAAAUGACGUUCUCGACAAUGAAUCAAAACGGCAUUUGGCAUCGCUAUCAAGAUUGGGUUUCAGCUCUUUCGUGAGGGAAUUGAUUGGCAUAGAUCAAGAAGUGGGAAAGAGCGACAGUGAUUCGGAUAAUGAGAGUGAGUUAAGGAGCCAAGAACACUGCUCUGCAGAAUCCCAACGUUCUCUCAACGACACACAGUCAACAAACGACGAAAAUUAUGCAGUCAAAUCACCAUCUGCAGUUGAUUAUUCUGAUAUUACGGAACUUGCGGAAGAAGAGCUUGCGGAGGCAAACUCGGUUCUGCAGCAGCAGGCAGGGAAGGUAGAUGACAGUACUGACUAUGAUGCUGAUGAUGAAGGGACAGGACUUAAGUCAGAUACUCAGUUGAUGCCUCCACCAGCAAUGCCGGUUUUAGGCAAGGAUGCAACUGCUGCGGAGAGAGCUGCAGCAGAAGCUGAAGCAAGAAAGCGCAAACUUGAAACUCCAUUAGCUGCCAUGCUGCCAUCAAAGUAUGCAGAUGUUGAUGUCACUGAACUAUUCCCAGAUUUCCGCGUGGAUAAGGUUCUACGAUUUUCUCGUCUCUUUGGACCAGGAAAGCCAAGCAGCCUGCCUCAGAUUUGGCGUGGUGUUCGGAAGCGGCGCAAACGUAGGAAACAGCAGUUGCAACAAGAUAAUUCUGAUUCAGGAUCAGAUCAGGAUAAUAUACAUGAAAGGAAAAGGGGAUGGACAUUUAAUUAUGGUCCACCUCCACCUCCAGAGAUGUGUGAGUCUGAUGAUGAGGAAAAACUGUUAUGCCCUGCAGAAGACAAAUCACAGGGGGUGAAACAAGAUGAUGGUGAUAACAACAACAUGGGGCCCAGAGUUGCAGACUGGAGAUUUGGACCUGCUCAAGUCUGGUACGACAUGCUGGAAGUUCCAGAAACUGGAGAAGGUUUUAACUACGGCUUCAAAGUUAAUGAAAAGGCAGGUGAAGAGGAGGUGGAACAAUUGACUGAGGACUAUCCAGAUGAUGCAUUUUUAAUGGUAUCUCAGCUGCACUGGGAAGAUGAAGUUGUAUGGAAUGGAGAUGAAAUCAAACAUAAGGUGAUGCAGAAGCUCAACAGCAAGACAAAUGCUGCUGGGUGGGUUCCUAGUAGUGGCAACAGGACUGCCCAGGCUUUCAGCCAGCCAGGCAAGGGAGUGCCCCACAUAGUUGGAGGCUCUGUCAGGCUGGGUGCUGGCCAGAUGCCUGGUCUGUCCAGCUCCGUCAACAAGCAGAACAAGAACAUGUUGGUGAGUAAACAUCAGCAGAGAGGUGACGAUAAUACAGAUGAUACUUGGUAUUCCAUUUUUCCAGUCGAAAAUGAGGAGCUUGUGUAUGGAGCUUGGGAAGAUGAAGUUAUUUGGGAUUCUGAAAAUAUGUCUCACAUACCUAAGCCAAAGAUUCUGACACUUGAUCCAAAUGAUGAAAACAUCAUAUUGGGAAUACCUGAUGACAUAGAUCCAGCAAAACAGAGACUUGAUUCAGUGACUCCAGCAAAAGUAAAAAUUCCUCAUCCUCACGUAAAGAAAUCAAAGAUCCUUCUUGGGAAGGCCGGUGUAAUCAACGUCAUGGAAGAAGAUGCACCACCUCCACCACCAAAGUCACCAGACAGGGAUCCUUUUAAUGUUUCCAAUGACAGAUACUAUAUGCCUCGGUCUUCAGAAUCAUCUCUGCGUCUUAAAGUCAGUGGUGGAAACUUGAUUCAGCAUUCAACACCAGUUGUGGAGCUGCGUGUUCCAUUCGUGCAAACACACAUGGGUCCAAUGCGUCUCCGGAACUUUCACAGACCACCUCUCAAACGAUUUUCUCAUGGUGCACUGGCUCACCCUGGCCCACACCAUGUUCUUCCUCUAUUAAAACAUAUUCGGAAAAAGGCUAAACAAAGAGAACAAGAAAGGGCUGCUUCUGGUGGGGGUGAUGUGUUUUUCAUGAGAACUCCCGAGGAUCUCACUGGCCGUGAUGGUGAUCUUGUUCUUAUUGAGUUUUGUGAAGAACAUCCUCCACUCAUCAAUCAGGUGGGAAUGUGCUCAAAAGUGAAGAACUACUACAAGCGAAAGGCUGGGAAAGAUCAAGGGCCGCAAGAAUAUCGGUAUGGUGAAAUUGCAUAUGCCCACACAUCACCAUUUUUAGGACAGUUACCACCUGGACAGUCCUUGCAGGCUGUUGAAAACAACAUGUAUCGAGCUCCAAUUUAUGAACAUAAAGUGCCUGAGACUGAUUUCUUAGUGAUACGAACCAGGCAACAGUAUUAUAUACGAGAAAUUGAUGCAGUGUUUGUGGCUGGCCAAGAAUGCCCACUUUAUGAAGUACCUGGACCAAAUUCAAAGAGAGCAAACAAUUUUGUUCGUGACUUUUUACAGGUUUUCAUUUAUAGACUAUUCUGGAAGAGUGAACAUGUUCCUCGUAGGAUUAAAAUGGAUGACAUAAAAAAGGCUUUUCCAUCACAUUCAGAAAGCAGCAUAAGGAAACGCUUGAAACUCUGUGCUGAUUUCAAACGAACAGGUAUGGACUCCAACUGGUGGGUCAUAAAGCCAGACUUCAGACUUCCUACAGAAGAGGAAAUACGUGCUAUGGUUUCCCCUGAGCAGUGCUGUGCAUACUUCAGUAUGAUUGCUGCUGAACAGAGGCUCAAGGAUGCAGGCUAUGGAGAGAAAUCAAUAUUUACAACCCAAGAGGAUGAUGAUGAGGAAAUGCAGCUGAAGAUGGAUGAUGAAGUUAAGGUGGCCCCGUGGAACACCACGAGAGCAUACAUACAAGCAAUAAAGGGUAAAUGCCUGCUACAGCUGACAGGGCCAGCAGACCCUACAGGAUGUGGCGAAGGUUUCUCCUACAUCAGGGUGCCAAAUAAGCCAACGCAAACAAAAGAAGAACAAGAAGCUCAGCCAAAACGUACUGUGACUGGAACUGAUGCUGAUCUAAGAAGACUUUCUCUCAACAAUGCUAAAGCACUUCUUCGAAAAUUUGGUGUACCAGAAGAAGAGAUAAAGAAGCUGUCUCGAUGGGAAGUUAUUGAUGUUGUCCGAACACUUUCAACUGAAAAAGCAAAGGCAGGAGAAGAAGGAAUGACAAAGUUUUCUCGUGGAAAUAGAUUCUCUAUUGCUGAACAUCAAGAGAGGUACAAGGAAGAGUGUCAGCGAAUAUUUGAGUUGCAGAAUAGAGUAUUAUCAUCAAAUGAAGUCCUUUCGACAGAUGAAGGUGAAAGCUCUGAUGAAGAUAGUUCAGAUAUUGAAGAAAUGGGCAAAAAUAUUGAAAACAUGCUGUCCAAUAAAAAGACAAGUACACAACUUUCCUUGGAAAAAGAGGAACAGGAGCGACAAGAGCUGAGGAAGAUGAUUAUGGGUGACGGAGAUCCAGAACAGCGUAAAGGAAAAGACAAGAAAAAAGAUGAUGAAGACAAUCAGUCACUUAGCGGCUAUGGUUCCCAGACAGGUCGCGUGUUGAAAAUCUACCGUACAUUCAGAAAUGCUGAAGGCAAGGAAUACACACGGGUAGAAAUAGUGCGAAAGCCAGCUGUUAUUGACACAUAUCUAAAGAUAAGAACAACAAAAGAUGAAGCAUUCAUCAGACAGUUUGCAACUCUGGACGAGCAUCAAAAGGAAGAAAUGAAACGGGAAAAACGUCGCAUCCAGGAACAGUUGAGGCGAAUAAAACGCAAUCAGGAACGUGAAAGACUUCUAGGAUUCCGUCAUGGUUCAACUCCUCUUGGUAACCUCAGUGGAGGAGGAAGUACAUUAGGAAUGACACUGAAUGGCACGAGCAGUCCCGGUCCGAGCGCUGCCAGUGGAAUGGGUGGAGGCGGCGACACGCCGGGCAGCAGCUCGACAGCAAGUGCGGGAACCCCCUCUGGACCACCCUCGGUGCCCCCGCCAGUUAUACCCACCACAGCACACACCCCACCCAUCCCCACACAGAUCCCUAGUCCCAAUGUCAACUCUACGCCUAAGAGGAAGAGAGCUAAACUGAAGCCAGAUCUGAAGUUGAAGUGUGGUGCCUGUGGAAAUGUCGGUCACAUGCGUACAAAUAAAGCGUGCCCACUGUACCAACCAUCAGCACCGGCUCCUCCAGUUAAUGUAGCAAUGACAGAGGAACAGGAGGAAGAGAUUGAAAAGCAACUGAAUGCAGAUGAUGAAGACUUGGUUAAUGUUGAUGGAACUAAGGUGAAACUAUCUAGCAAGUUACUUAAGGUGUUGCAGCAUGCUGAAGAAAUGAAGAGGAGAACAUUACUACUAAAAGUUCCAAAAGAUGCUGUCAGUUCUCGCAAACGCAGACGCGCAGUGAAUGAAAUGCAUUGUGAUUAUCUGAAACGUCAGCAGAAGCCAGCCAAUCGCCGUCGCACGGAUCCCGUUGUAGUACUUUCUACCAUUUUGGAAACCAUAUUGAAUGAAAUGAGGGACCUGCCAGAUGUGCAGCCAUUCCUGUUUCCAGUCAAUGCAAAGGUUGUACCGGACUAUUAUAAAAUUGUGAAUCGCCCAAUGGAUCUGCAGACAAUACGUGAAAAUCUGAGAAUGAAGAAGUAUCAGAGCAGAGAGGAGUUUCUAGCUGAUGUUAAUCAGAUUGUUGAAAAUUCAACACUUUACAAUGGUACAAAAAGUUCACUGACAGUAGCAGCUCGCCGCAUGUUGGGUCUGUGUGUAGACAGGUUGGCUGAAAAAGAGGAUAGGCUUAUGAGGCUUGAGAAGGCUAUUAAUCCACUACUGGAUGAUAAUGACCAGGUUGCACUGUCAUACAUCUUGGAUAAUGUCGUGAACAACAAACUGAAGGCCAUGUCUGAAUCAUGGCCAUUCCUCAAACCUGUGAAUAAGAAACUUGUGAAGGACUACUAUACUGUUAUCAAGAAUCCGAUGGAUCUAGAAACAGUUGCCAAAAAGGUUCAAAGCCAUAAAUAUCAUAAUCGAUAUGAAUUUUUGGCUGAUAUAGAAAGAAUCUUGCAAAAUUGUAUUAUUUACAAUGGUAAAGAUUCAACUUACAGCCAGAAGGCAGAAACUUUGGUAAAAGUAUGCCGAGCCACUUUGGAUGAGUAUGGAGAUCAUUUAACACAACUUGAAAGCAACAUAAGUUUGGCACAAGAAAGGGCUCUCGAGCAAGCAGAAAUGGAUCCAACAUGGUUGGGAACUGAAGAAGAAAAUUAUGCCAUCACUGAACCUGAACAUGCAAGUCAGAACAGUUCUCCAGAUCAUGGUUUUGGCAAAUCAAACAUGGAUGAUUAUGACUUUGUUGAUGUGGAAGGAGAUGAGACAGAUGGAAGGGCAGCAGGAAGAUCAAGAAAGAAAGAUGUCCUAGAAGAAGAUUUGCAGUUUUCAAGUGAAGAAGACUUGGACGACAUACCUUUAUCAGAGGGAGAACCAGUUCCAGAUGAUGACAGUCAACAAGCAGCUGAGGCAAUGGUGCAGCUUGGUAAUAUGGGUUAUUAUCCUCCAGUUCAGCAAAUCCAACAGGAACAAGAAGAGAGUAUGGAUGUAGAUCCAAAUUAUGAUCCAUCAGACUUCCUCCUGCAAGGACUUCCACAACACAGAGACUCAGAGCGUCAAGAAUCACAAAGCCAAGUGCGUGACAAAAUACACGACGAUUUAGAGGUUAGUGAGUCAGAUGAGGAUGAACCUCAGAGUGCUGCAUCACAUUUGGUAUCCACACCAGCACAUGUUCCUGCACCUUUGUCAAUGCAAGAGCCAGAAUCAGUGCAUGAAGACACUCCACAGCUGCCACUGCAAAUGGAUUCUGAACUGCAGCAGGUAGAACAAAACAAAAAGGAAGAUGAUGAUGAUGAUGGGGGUGAUCUUUGGUUCUGAAAUGGAUUUGUAUUGGGCUUUUAUAUACCAGUGUUGCUUGUAUUGUUUAAUGUAGACAAAUUGUAUUUGUCUACAAAAGUUGCAGUUUUAUCGACAUUGAAUGUCAUAAAAACAAAUGCAGUGACCCUCUAAGAUCUGUAUGUUUUGGUGUGCUUUAGCAUGGUCAUUUCCAAAGAAUGACUGCAUUUUUCAGUUGUACAAAUAGCAAAACCAAGGAAAUAUGUGUUGUACAAAUGUGUGAACCAUAAACUAAGUGGUGUCUUUUUAUACAACUUAGUUUUGUGCCUAUUUUUGUAAUAUACACAGAAUUUGUUUCCUGUAUUUAUCAUCAUUUUUUUGUAAUUUGGUUUCACUGUAUGUGUUUUGUAAAGUUCAAAUCAUCCUCAGUAAGAAAUCUGAUACAAUACUGGAAUGUCAUGGAAAGAAGACAGAUAGUGAAGAGAGUUGAGGUAAUCACUCAUUGUAUACUUGAUGCAGUGAUCAGUUGGACAGACUUAUAAACAACAUUGACAUCAAGUAUAUGGUAAGUUGUUACCUUUACUCAAGAAUUGAUAUGUAUACCUUAUCAUUAAGUGUAUUAGAAGUGCAUAACUUAAGGAUUUUGCUGUUAAAACUGGAGAUUUAUUUAUCUUCAUUAAAUUGCAUAUAUGGUCAUUGGGUGGAACUCUGUGUGUGUGUGUGUGUGUGUGUGUGUGUGUGUGUGUGUGUGUGUGUGUUGGGGGGGGGG